AUAAUAGUUCGAUAUAAAGCCCUCCUGACUGUACGAAUACGGACAGCCCUGCAGUAUGGUAGGCUAAGCAAUAUAACGCUAGAUCGGCUACGUGACUGCACUUAACCUUUCGAAAGACAAAUACUUUUUUAAUUUUAAACUAAUCGCCGUUUAUCCUUUGGUAUGGUAUAUUUCUGGGACGAAUCUAGUUAGAUUCACGACUCACGGAAGGAUGUGCAGGCAUUCUAUUACAGCUCUGCACCAACAGCGCUGCAAGCCUACGUGAUGAACGUGAUGUUCUGGAAUACGGACCUGAACAAUGCAUGAUGGAAGAGGAGGAAGAUCUGGAGGCCCAGCUGGCAUCUAAGGAGAAGGAAUGGAGGGAUCUGCAGGCCCGGUGCAUCCAGCAGUUGGAAAAGGCAUUGGGGGACACCCGCGCAGAACUCUCUGCACAGAAGGAGCGUUUCCAGCAGUUACAGGAAGACUUUCAGUUCAACUUGCGCGUGCUGGACGAGCGGGAUCGGGAGCUGGAGCGCUAUGACGCCAUGGCCGCCCGCCUGCAGACUACCGAGAGCGCCCGGCAAGCAGAGACCAGCGAGCUGCGCAUUCAAAUCAACAAGCUGCAGGAGGCUCUAGCGAAGGAGACCAGGAAGCGGGAGGAGAUACAGAGGCAGUACCAGCAGCGGCUUGCAGAACACAGGCUUCAGUUGGAGAGAGUGCAAAGUGUGAAGGACUGUGACAUUCAGAAGCACAGGGAGGAGUACGAAACGCUGAAACGUGAGCUGGAACGCAAGAUUCAGGAGGUGGCAGGGGAGCUGGCUCUGCAGAAACAGGAGCUGAUGGCUGAUUUCGACAGCGAGAUGAAGCGCAGGGAGCACGAGUUCAACCUGCGGGCCGACGAGAUGAGCAACACCGUGCUGUCCCACGAGCUCAAGGUGAAGCUCCUGAGCAAGGAGCUGGAGGUGCACACGCAGGCCCACAGCCAGGCCGCGGAGGCCCUGCAGGCUUGUGAGGAGCAGUGCCGCGUGGCGCACAAGGACAUCCAGCGCAAAGACUGGGAGGUCAAGGACAUCACCGCCGUCAAGAACGCCCGAAUAAAGGAGCUUGAGGACAAACUAAGUACAAUGGAACUUAACCGUGAAAAAGAAGAGGAAAUAUACAAUAGGAAGCACGAGGAGCUGGACCGCUGUGCGCGGGAGCGCGAGGCGGCCAUCGGGGCUCUGAGGGAGGCCCACAGCGAGGAGCUCCGCCAGGCCGAGUCCCGCGCGCGGGAGCUGCAGGCCGCGCUGGACGCCGCGCUGAUGGAGAGGCGCAGGGCGGAGUGGAGCCACGCCGACGCCCUGCGGGAGAAGGAGGAGCACCUGGAGAAGCUUCGGACGGAGCUGGAGACCACGCGCGCCGGCUGGGACGUGUACAUCGCGCAGGUUUCCAAGGACACCGUCUCCAAGGACGUGGAGCUGCAGACGCUGGGGGAGAGGGAGGCCAGGCUGCGGGCCGAGCUGCAGGGGUGCCAGGAGGACGUGGAGAGGUACAAGCGGCAGGUGGCGGGCGGGGUGCAGCGGGAGCGGGCCCUGGAGCAGGCCCGCGUGCAGGUGGAGCUGGACUGGCAGAGGCGGCUGGAGGACGCGCAGGCGGGGCACUACCUGAAGAGCGAGGAGCUCAUUCAGGGCCUGACCCAGGCCAGGGACCAGGCGAUGGCCGAGCUGCGGGAGAGGGAGCGCGAGCUGCAGGACGCGACGGCCGUGCUGCGCAGCGUGACUCUGGAGAGGGAUCAGGCGCUGCAGAGGGCACCGGGCCCCCCCGCCCGAGACGCUCAGCUGCAGGGCCCGCGUGCGGAAGGCUCCGGAACAUUCCCCUCUGAGGAGAUCCAGCGUCUGCAGCAGCAGAACAGCAGCCUGCGGGCAGCCAUCGCUAACAUGAGGAGGGACAUGGAGAGCCUGAGCGAGCAGCUGGCCACAGCACCGCCUGCAGCACCACCCACUGCGCCGCCCACAGCACCGCCCGCGCAGAAACAGAGCCCUGCAGGCGCUGCGGCUGCUGCAGGCGUUCCAGAGUACUGCCAGGCCCUGCAGGAGGAGGUCGCGGAGCUGAAGGCCCGGUGCCGGCUCCUGCAGAACCAGCUGGAGGAGGCGUCCAAAGCCCCGGUCCCCGCCCCCGGCCCUGCCCCCGCGCUCCCCGUCACCGCCGACAACGCCUACCUCCAAAACCACACCCGCUCCCUGAACGAGACCAUCGGUGGGCUGCGGGCAGAGAAAGUGUCCAACGCAGCCACUCUGAGGAAACAGGAAGUGAGGCUGGCCCACCUGGAGUCUACCCUGGCCCAGCUCACACAGCAGAUUCAUUCAAAGCAGGUGGAGUGCGACGAGCUGCGGUUUGAGCUGGCCAAUCAGAAGAAGCGGGCGGCGGGUGAGGAGGCGGGUCUGAGGCAGAGACUGGCUGCGGUGGAGAUGGAGCUGGAUGAAGUGAGGCGAGAGGCGGAGGAGUACCAGAGAGGCAGCCUGCUGCAGAACCUGGAGGCUGUGGCCCUGGGGAACCAGGUUUCUGCACUGAAGCUGGACAUUGCCAGUGGAAGGGAGCCCAUUGUUGUUGAACAGAGUGCAGCGCUGAGGCAGCUCCAGGAGGAGAACCUGCGCCUGCGGCAGCAGCUGCUGGGGCAGGACUGUGGGGAGAGGAGGGCUAGCGCACCGCUGCUGCGCUCCAAACUCAAACAGGCCGUGCGCUGCAUCGCCCAGCUCACCCAGGACAGGCAGCGGCUCAUCGAGGUGGGCAACCGGCUCCGCUCCCGGCUCACAGAAGCAGGCCUGGACGACGUACAGCAGCCUGGUCCUGUUCAGAGACCCGUCUCAGCCCCUGAGUCUUCUGAUUCUGCAAAAGACCCGACUCAGCUGCAGCCAAGACUCCUAUCUGCUCUGGAGCAGCUGCAGUACAGACUCACGACACAGGCAUUGCAGUACGCUCAGCUAGACCAACAUAAAAAGGCGGCGCGGUCACGUUUCUCCGGGAAAGGGACCAGUGAGUCAGAUAGCUCUAUCAAUCCCUGGGACCAGCACAGCCACACACGUCAGCCGCAUACCAGAGGCAAGAAGGAGAACACGCCCCCUGAGGCUAGCCAAUCACGGGCGGGGGAGCAGAUGGAUCCGGGCCAGGCCUCUGGAAUGGGGCGCCCCUCCAGCCCUUCCCAGGCCCUCAUGUCGUCCGUGGGCACAGACGAGUCCCUGGGGGACAUCUGGCAGAUGCUGGAGCGGGGCUCCGACCUGUCCGCCUUCACGGCCAGGAGCAGCCCUGACAGAGGAGGAGAGAGGGAGCAUGCCAGAGGAACCAAUCAGGGCUCAAGUAACCAAGCCCCAGGGAGUCAGGUGAGAGUGCAGGGCACUAAAAUGGCCGUCCAGGAGAGGAGGAAACCAAUGACGUCACGCGCAGAAUCUGCCAAGAACUCCAGAGCUCAUGGGAAGACUGGCAAGAUACGAAACUAUAAUAUCAAAGACUAACUGAAUGGCACAAGCCAAAUGGAGAGGUUGUUUUUUCCUGUUACCUCAUUUCACAGCUGGGAUUUUUAUACAUUUAAUUACAAAUAACAUGUAUAUGGAAAUCAGUAUUUAUUUAUAUAAGUUGAUAUGUUUAUAUCCUGACUUAUCAGAUGUUUGGAAAAGAAGUACCACACAGACCAUGUAUGCAAUAACCUAAAUAAUCAUGGCCAAUGUAAAAUAUCAGUCUUCUGUAUUCAUUUCAGGGACAACAUUUUGUAAUAUUUCAGUUAAAAGUGACAUUUAUUUAUUAAAUCAUUUAUCAUGCUCACUGCAUCAAAAAUAAAACUGACUUCCAUUUUAAGAGUAUAAAUUA
Anguilla rostrata (American eel) is the source of this 3819-nucleotide messenger RNA. RefSeq names its product coiled-coil domain containing 57 (gene ccdc57). The coding region runs from base 303 to 3467 and encodes 1054 amino acids. Gene Ontology annotation, biological process: centriole replication; microtubule nucleation; positive regulation of mitotic cell cycle. NCBI's taxonomy places the organism in Eukaryota, Metazoa, Chordata, Actinopteri, Anguilliformes, Anguillidae. The record is from RefSeq and is a predicted model, not a curated record. The transcript has 20 exons. Gene Ontology annotation, cellular component: spindle microtubule; centriolar satellite; centriole.